AUUAUAAACUUAGUGCUUUCCUACUUCCCACCACCUUUCUUAUCUCAUCCAAAUAAUUCACAUAUCCCUUUUCUAUCCCACUCCUCUUAUUUAAACCAAACCCAAAAUCUCCAAGCAAGUGAUUUCCUGGUUCUUGCAUAGCCACUACUCCCCAAAAGGAUAGAAAGAGAAAGGCAAUGGAUAAUGAAGCAGUGAUCAGCAAAGACAUGAAGGUGGAAGUUCCAUCCCAUGAGGCUGCAGAAGUCAUAUCGCCUGUAUCUUCUGGUGGGCUUGCUAGGCAAGGAAGUAUUACUAAGCACAACUGCUUAUGCUCUCCAACGACCCAUCCUGGCUCGUUCCGUUGUCGGCUCCAUCGCACCCCAAGCCUCCAGAGGACAAAGAGCAUCGACUCUCAUGACUCGCAGUCUAAAGUUGCUAAUAAUGCGGUGAACGCUCAGUAAUAACAACAUACAGCAAUGGAUCAGAUAUCAUAUCACGUUCAUGGUGUUUACUGUUGUAAAUGAUCAGUUUAUGGCUCUUAUAUAAGUUCAUGAGAUGUCCUAAGUCAUAUUUGGAGUUUCCUUCUGCAUAUGAGAUGGGCUAGAAAGAAAGAUUCCUGGGCGGUUGUCUUCUGAUUACCUAUAUGUAUGACAAUGAGUCCUAUAUAUGUAUCAGUUUAUGUUUCUGGAGCCGUUUCAGUUCAGUUAUCUUAUUAAGUUUGGAGCAAA
Sesamum indicum (sesame) is the source of this 707-nucleotide messenger RNA. RefSeq lists its product as uncharacterized. The record is from RefSeq and is a predicted model, not a curated record. Lineage: Eukaryota; Viridiplantae; Streptophyta; Magnoliopsida; Lamiales; Pedaliaceae.